Molecule: messenger RNA, 1766 nt
Organism: Bacillus rossius redtenbacheri
Lineage: Eukaryota; Metazoa; Arthropoda; Insecta; Phasmatodea; Bacillidae
Exons: 3
Coding region: 95-658 (187 amino acids)
Source: RefSeq, a predicted model, not a curated record
CGGAGAUAAAGAGGGCGGUAUCACCGGCCACCCGCCGCUAUAAAUCCCCGCGGACCGCCGCGACGAGUCCAAGUGGUGGGAGGCAGCGCUCGCGAUGACGUGCAAGAUUUUGACUGUAUUUAUUGUGGUCGUGGUAUCAUGCUUUGUGGGAGUUCAUUCCAUCUACAGUGAACUUGUACCCACGGCAAAGAAGAUGGAUUUCCACAAGCCUUACCCGUACGGCAACUUCCCGAAGUACCACCACCCUUACGUUCCGGAGUACCACGUUCUCCCGUUCCCGUGGUUCUGCCCGAGCGCUAACGCGCCGUGGUACCCUCCCUGCGCCUGUGUUACCCCGCGCUGCUGCUGCUGCUACCCGCUGUGCCGGGACGCGCCCGGGUGCUGCCUGCAGUGCGAGGACGUGCCACCGUGUUCCUCCUCGACCACAACCACCACCACGACCACGAAGAAGCCGCCCUGCGCCCGGGGCAAGCACCACGGCGGAGAUGACAAGCACCACCAGCAAGGCGGGAAGCAGGCCCACAAGGACGAGUGCGCGCGCCGCGGAGGUGAGGACGACCAGUGGCCCGGCGACGACCAGGGCUGGAGGGUCGACGACCCCGGCGUGGCCCUCGGCGGCUCCUCCUCGUGGGCUGCCAGCGCGGCCCUGCGCCGGUGACGGCCCUUCCCCGGGCUCCCUGCCCCCCAGCACCACGUCAGAACUCACCUCGACUCCCUCGUGUUGAACUGCUUUAGACACUCUUCAUUGCAAACAUGUGGCUAAAACAAUACGUGUUACUGCUUUUGUCUGCGACACCUGUUUUUGUAAUACCAACCAUGAAUUUCACUUGGUUUCAAUAACCCUGCCAUCUAUGGCGAAUUCGAAAUAUCGUGAAUAAAGAAGAAGAAAAUUGUGUGAAGGGGGCUCGUGUACAGAUUACCCCACUUUCCACAGAAAAAAAAGCAUUUUACCAUCCAGUUCGAAGCCUCCAUUCCUGAUGUUUUGGAACCGCCUCUGGCUGCAAUGCAGUCCACACUGCGUCCUGUAAUAUAUAUAUAUGGAUGAAACGAUGGGAUUCGAAAUCUGAGAUCUUUGUUUGCAGUAAACCAGAGUAUAGUAGUGACAUAUGUGUGUAUUAAAGAAUGCAGCAAGCUAAUUCGAUGAUGACAAAGACCAGCACUUGCAUGCCCCUUUUCCCAUUACCUAACAACUAAAAUAAAAAAAGAUAGAGUGACAAGUAUAAAAAUUAUCCAAUCCACAAAGAACCUCACACGUAACUUUCGAAGUAGGUUCAAUUUUUUUUGUAUAAAUGUUGAAGUCGGUUCAGUUUCUUUUUUUGUAAAAAUGUAAUUUUAUUCACUUCUUUUUUUUUUUUGGUGAUAGGCUACUUGUUAAUUUCAUUUUUUUUCUCAUGACCUUUGAAAAAUGUUAAAAGAAAUUUCUGAAGAGCAAUUAGUUAUCUUUUUUUUAAUUUUUAGACUGCCCGUUAAACUAAAAAGGUAUUCCGCACCACCCCAAACCCAAAACCCUCCGAUCAUCCGCCCCUCUCACUCGAGCCCGGGUCCGCCGCUGCCUGGAGCGCACUCUCACACGAGGGCGCUUCUCCCCGGGAGAGGCCUCAUGUCCGCACUCGACGUCAAGUUACUUCUGCAGCUGUGCAAGAAGAGGAAUCUGUGUACUUCUCGCCUGCUUCCAGGCAAUGAAACAAUGUCACCAUUUUGAAAAGCGUUGUGUAUGUUGCAUUUUAUUGGAGAAUUUAGUCAUUAAAAUACUCGUCAAAUAAUAA